Molecule: messenger RNA, 2406 nt
Organism: Megalops cyprinoides (Indo-Pacific tarpon)
Lineage: Eukaryota; Metazoa; Chordata; Actinopteri; Elopiformes; Megalopidae
Product: homeobox-containing protein 1-like
Exons: 10
Coding region: 205-1755 (516 amino acids)
Biological process (GO): positive regulation of DNA-templated transcription
Cellular component (GO): nucleus
Molecular function (GO): double-stranded telomeric DNA binding
Source: RefSeq, a predicted model, not a curated record
UAUGGCUGCUGUCAAGCAGACAAAGGCAAAGGAGUCUCGCCUCGAUUUGCAAUCAAAAUAGGAGGUAAAAAGAAAGCAGCAAGGCUUUGCGAAAAUUGUUGCUGCAUGCUUAGUAACAGUAGUAAAUGAAAUAAAUUUCGGACGAAUAUAUUGUCCUGUUAAUGGUGUGGCGGGCGGGGGCCCUAGAUUCAAAGACCGUCAAGAAUGUCCCACUACACGGAUGAGCCCCGCUUCACGAUUGAGCAGAUCGACCUGCUCCAGCGGCUUCGCCGGACGGGCCUGACCAAGCAGGAGAUCCUGCACGCGCUCGACACCCUGGACCGGCUGGACCGUGAACACGGGGAGAAGUUUGGCCGGCGCCGCACUGCCUGCGUCGGGACGGGGGCGGCGGCGGGCCCGGGCGCCAGCAACACCACCUCUUCCACGUCCUCUUCCAACAACGUGGUGGCCGCCUCGUCCUCCUCCUCCUCCACCACCACCAUCGCCACCCAGACGCAGUUCUACGGCGCCCUGUCCCCGUCGCCCAGCAACAGCUACGACACCUCCCCGCCCCCUCCCGCCACCUGCGCCUCUGUCUCCCCCGCCGUCGUGUCCCAGAACGGCCGCGACGCCUCGACCGCCGCAACCAACGGGAAGCUGUCCCCGCCCCGCUUCCCCGUCAGCAGCGCUGCAUCCACACGUGCCUACGGCUACGAAGUGCCCGAGGACGAGAUGGAGAUCGAGGACAAGGUGGAGGAGCUCAUGAGAAGGGACAGCAGCCUCAUUAAAGAGGAAAUCAAAGCCUUCCUGGGCAAUCGGCGCAUAUCCCAGGCAGUGGUGGCCCAGGUAACAGGUAUCAGCCAGAGCCGCAUCUCCCAUUGGCUUUUGCAACAGGGCUCGGACCUGAGCGAGCAGAAGAAGAGGGCCUUCUUCCGCUGGUACCAGAUGGAGAAGACCACGCCUGGUGCCACUCUGACCAUGCGCCCCACCCCCUUGGCUUUAGAGGAUGUGGAGUGGAGACAGACCCCUCCCCCCAUAAGCUCCGCCCCCGGGAGCUUCCGUCUGCGACGCGGGAGCCGCUUCACCUGGAGGAAGGAGUGCCUGGCCGUGAUGGAGAGUUACUUCAAUGAGAACCAGUACCCUGACGAGGCUAAGAGGGAGGAGAUUGCCAACGCCUGCAAUGCUGUCAUACAGAAACCAGGAAAGAAGCUGUCAGAACUGGAGAGGGUCACCUCCCUGAAGGUCUACAACUGGUUUGCAAAUCGACGGAAGGAGAUCAAGAGGAGAGCCAAUAUUGAAGCAACAAUCCUGGAGAACCAUGGGAUAGAUGUGCAGAGCCCAGGAGGUCAUUCUAACAGCGACGAUAUCGAUGGGAACGACUACUCCGAGCAGGGCUGUGAUGUCACCUUUCUUGAAAAGAGACCAGUACCCAGAUCCUUUGGUUUCGGCAGAAUUGACCUGUCAUCGCCCACACAGGUGCCCGUUUUGCUGCCCAGUUGGCUGUCGACCAAGCCCAGCUCAGGCAGGGCACGACCGCAGAGGGGGGCCUUGCCCGGACGGCAGGGUGCGGGGGAGGGGAAGGCGGAGAGCCCCAGACUGACCGCUGUCUCCUGGUCUCCCUCCUCCCUCCAGGACGAAAGCAACGGCCACGGCGACCACCAGGACCCCAUCACGCUCGCCGUGGAGAUGGCUGCCGUCAACCACAGCAUCCUAGCGCUGGCCCGACAGGGCGGGGGCGGCAACGAGAUCAAGACAGAGGUGCUGGAUGAUGACUAGGGAGCCUGUGAGUGUGUGUGUUGGAAAGGGGCGGGGGGGUUUAGGCUGAAGUGCAGGAAUUGCCAUGUCUUCAACAGGGUACGUAAUCAAAGUUCAUGGAGGGCUGAAUUUGCUGAAUGACGAUGACCAAAUCUGUGUGUGACAAGUUACCGGUCCCUACGCUGCCACCCUUCCUGAGUUCUGAUGUCAGCAGCCCUACCUGCUGUGUUAUUUGCCCUUUCUACUGGUUUAGUAUCUGUACAACACAGACAUGUAUGCUUUCUGUUUGUUACUAGAAAAGUGCUCGAUUUGGCAUGGAGUCUGUUUGAAUUGGUUAUUUUUUAACAUGCUGGAUAGGUUAAACAGCUCUACACUAAACCUCUCCCACAUGGGUGAGCGACUGGGAAGAGUAUGCCCCUCUCUACCUCUUUUCCCUCUCUGUUCCCCUCAGGUAGAAGAGGGGUGGCCUCUUCUUGUUGGUGGUAGAGGUGAUGGUAGAGGUGGGGGAACAGCACUGUACUGGUAGCCCGCCCCAGUAAUCGUGUUCACACCCACACAUUUACUUCAAAGGCAACUUCAAGUGGUCUCUUGCCUUCAAAUUCUGUACCAACAGUCAAGGCUUCACUUUGCUUAAAAGCAAAAGGUGGUCACAGAUAUGUUAAACCCACCCUG